This is a messenger RNA of Geosmithia morbida, 660 nucleotides long. RefSeq lists its product as uncharacterized. The transcript is spliced from 4 exons. The coding region runs from base 1 to 660 and encodes 219 amino acids. Lineage: Eukaryota; Fungi; Ascomycota; Sordariomycetes; Hypocreales; Bionectriaceae. The record is from RefSeq and is a predicted model, not a curated record.
AUGGAGACAAAGUCACUGAUUAUAUCUAGCAGGGCCUGCAAUGUAUCAAUCAACCUUCUCGGGUUCCCCCUUUUCCUUGUCGCCAUCAGCCUCGACACCUUGGAUGACAACCUCGGAGGGAGUCAUCAGGGUAUCAGAUACAGGCCAGAGGUGAUGGAGACCGAGGUAAACGGCAGAAGCACUCAGAAACCCAUAAUGCCAGACCAAGUCAGCGAUAUGUCGCCCGACGACCCCGGCGAGAACGCACAGCGGCGACGGGGUGGUGCCCGCGGCAGCGGUGAGCGUGGUCAAGGCCUCGAAGACGAAGGACCACUUCAGCCUGCAGGAAACAAAGAUGAGGAGAAGAGCGCCGUCACCAUCCGGCACACGACGGGGGACUCGACCCCGUGGAAGCCGAAGGGCGCGCGGAUCCACACCGCGAACGCCACCUCAACCUCUCCGGACGGCAUGGCCGGCUUCGACUUCGUCCCCCGCGACCCCGGCGACCCCGCAAGGCCCCACCUCGACCUCGUCUCCGCCAUGGCCCACGGCCCGCUCGACCCAGCCUCCGACCCCGCCUACGCCGACCCCCCCGGGGCUGCGACGACGCCUACAACGGCCGGGCCCGAAUGCCUGCCAUUUCGGUACCCGCCGGAUUCACCCAUGAUGGCCUGUCCGUAG